AUGACGGACAAACGCUUCGAUGCUGAUAAAAUGAUCGAAACGUCAAGCAGUGCCGAUGAAACCGCAAUACGAGGUGAAGAAAUCGACGAAUUCAUUUACUCCGACGACGACCAAAUGAAUGGGGGCGCCCAGCGGAAUGGCGACUACGGGUCCGCCGACGGUGCUCAACCGAAUGAAGAAAGGAUGGUGGCUGACGAAUACGCCGAAGACGUUGGAGGCCCACAAAUGCGAGGCAAGCUGGACGAACAGUCAGGAGAUGGGAAUGAACAUAUUAAUUUAGUGUAUGAGGUUGAAGCUGUCGUUGGACAUCGUCUAAAAAAGCCCAUAGCGAUAUACGCAGGAGUUAGUAGUAAAAACUGUAGUAAGGAGAAAAUGUGGGAAGGAGGGGGAAGGAUUCAGUAUCUUAUCAAAUGGAAAGGCUAUCCAACCGAACAAAAUACAUGGGAAUAUCGUGAUAAUGUCUACUGUGAAUCAUUAUUAGGCAAGUACUGGGAUUCAAAAGAAGAACUCGUGAAACAGGAUCCGACAAGACAGCAACCUACCAAAUCACCGCCAGCAAAGUCAAAAAAGUCUGCCAAGAAUCAGUCAUCUCGCAAAAGUGAUAAACGCAAGAAUUCACGUAACAUUCGUAGUAAAGAAGAGAGCGAUGAGGAUGAGAUAUUCGAAUCAAAGCCAAAGUCAAAGUCAACUUCUCGAAGUUCAAAACAAUCUUCAAAGGAUAAAAAUAAUACUGAAUACGAUGAUGGUACAAACGAUAGUCGCCGGUUAAAAAAACGCAGAGUAGAUACGUCCGGCUCGAAAACCAAAAGCAAUCCCAUUGACGACAAUCAAAUGAUGAUUGAGCAAUCAUCACCUGAACCGGAUGACGAAGAAUUCUGUCCGGCUGAAAUCGCUGGCAGUUGGGAACCGCACAUCAAAGAAGUACAAACUGUACAGAUGGCUGAGGAUGGGCAGUUGAUGGUGUAUUUGAACUGGAUAAAUGGUCAUACAACUGCUCAUUCGGCAAAGUUAGUUAAUGCCAAAUGCCCGCAAAAG
This is a messenger RNA of Paraglomus occultum, 1035 nucleotides long. The record is from the annotation of a GenBank genome assembly. Lineage: Eukaryota; Fungi; Glomeromycota; Glomeromycetes; Paraglomerales; Paraglomeraceae.